Messenger RNA from Aspergillus caelatus, 2044 nucleotides. RefSeq lists its product as uncharacterized. The transcript is spliced from 4 exons. The record is from RefSeq and is a predicted model, not a curated record. The coding region runs from base 6 to 1688 and encodes 560 amino acids. NCBI's taxonomy places the organism in Eukaryota, Fungi, Ascomycota, Eurotiomycetes, Eurotiales, Aspergillaceae.
ACAAUAUGGCCUUGUUCAACGCAACCCCUUUAGGAGCUUUUCAGCUCAAACAUCGUGUGGUCUUUGAUCCUGUCCUUUCAGGAUGGUCUCACAUCGAUCUUGAAAAAUACUUCGAAAAGCUGAGCCCCGACGGUGGUUUAGUCCUGCUGCCUCCUGUGUGCUCUACACUACCCAAUCAAAUACAGAAGCGUGUCAUCGAUAGGCUGCACGUUGGCGACAGUAUCGUCUUUGCUCAAGUUUGCGAUGAUGGAUCAUCCAUCGAUAGCUUGCCUCAGGCGCUUGCCUAUUCCGCAAGUAAAAAGAUCGAUCUCGGCUACGACGGAGUGGAAAUUAAUAUUGUGGGGUCCAUGUUACAAAGGGUUAUCGAUGAAAGUGGCGAUUCAACUGCUGCUGUUGCUACGAUCCUUAAGCUCGUUUAUGCGGUAGCAACGCUUGUCCCCACAGACCAAGUGGGCAUUCGGCUUGCUCCAUUUUCCAUUGUGGAAAGCCACCAACAACCCUUGGAGUUCUUCUGCACAUUGAUCGAGUCGAUCACGUCUCAGUUGCCCACUCUGGGCUUUGUUCACGUGGUUGCGCAUACUCGGUUUGACGAUUUUGAAUACCCCAGAAACGCAUCGUUGGACGAAUUGCGAGGAGCAUUGGCUUCUGCCUCCAACUCCAUUUCUUUUAUUUCGGCCGAUGCGUAUGAACCCGAAACCGCCAACACCAUUGCAACUCGCACCCAGGAUCUGGUGGCGGUUAGUUUGCCCGCAGAGGUUGACCUAAAUCUGAUCACUACAUUACGCCAGGGUGCCCCUUAUGAGGUUGCCGAAGCAACAGCGGAUCGUCUCGACGCCAUCCGAUCGACCUUCCAGACAGGUAAAGAAUAUGUGCUUGAGUGGCCGAGCGAGCAGGAAAAGAGGGUUUUCAAUGCCAUGGAUGAUCUGGACCGAUACUUAGGAGAGUUCGAUCCCUCUCUCUCCUACGAGGGCACAGAUCAGAAAGUAGUUUGGCGCAAGUCGUGCUGGUUUGCGAGUGAGGGGAUUUCUCGUCCCUUUCUAGACACGGAGAAAGCUAUUGCUGCAUUUGAUGGCGACCUUCAUGAUGGUCUGGCAGGUCUCCGGGCGUUGCAUGAUCCUUCAGUUCGUCAGUCCAUGGUAUAUCUCAAGAAUGUGCUAGACAGUGCUUUGGUGACAACAAGCACUGCAGUCGGCAUCGACAAAGACAUGAUUCAGCGUUGCACCGUGCGAUACCGGAUCAUCAAAUACACAGCUCAUGCCGGGAACCCCGGUGGCAUUGGACUUCAUCCGGAUGGCAACCUCCUGUCAGCCCUAAUUACUAACGGCGAUGGGUUGCGUGUAUACGAUCUUGAUGGUACCGUUCGAUAUCCCGGAUACAAUGGCACCAUCAUGAUGGGAGGCUCUACCCUCUAUCGCUGGUCGCAGGGACACUACCCGCCUACCUUCCAUGACGUGGUGACAAAUAAAGACCAGGUCAAAGUCUCGAUUGUUGCCUUUUUCAACUUCCCAGAUCUUGUUACCAUCCCGAGAGCCUUGAAAUCUGGCUCAGCCAGUGAUGAAAGCUUCUUCCAUGAUAUUAAACUCAUUAAAGAGGAUGACAAAUUGCCCCAUGGGCAAUUGUCUCCGUUGUGGGAUACCAUUAUCGACAAACAUCAACUUGUCCUGCCGCCAGCUGUUACUGCCAACUGAAUUUAAAUGUUGCCUACCUGUCUAGGAUUAAUUCAAGAGAUAUUUUAUAUAGCAAGAAAUGUGAGAGAACGCAUUUGUCCAAUCUCGGGAUUACUCCUUUGUUACAUCUCGUACGAUUCUAAUACGGCCUGCACUUUGACACAAACUUGUACGGAUAGCAAUUUACCUCUAUACACACUUUCCACUACGGAGGUCAGACAGAGUCUAGAUCUCAGAUUUCUGAAAACAUUUGCGAGGUUGAAUAUAAACUUCCUCGGACUCUUGACAUCCUCAUCCAUACCAUAGUGUAAUGCAUGAUUCAGGUGCGUGAGAGUCUCACGGGAUUUUGAAGCAUCAGCCUAUAAGGCUAAUUUGCG